Apis dorsata (giant honeybee) is the source of this 853-nucleotide messenger RNA. RefSeq lists its product as uncharacterized. Lineage: Eukaryota; Metazoa; Arthropoda; Insecta; Hymenoptera; Apidae. The annotation marks the transcript as partial. The transcript is spliced from 5 exons. The record is from RefSeq and is a predicted model, not a curated record.
UUAUAGAGAAAAUCAGAUUUCAAUGAGACAAGAAUGGAACAGGAUAUUAGGAAAUAUGAAAACGUUUAAAGCUCUGUACAAUAUUGAGGGUGAUUGCAUCGGACUACCUUUGUGGCUAACGCACAAGCUUCACCCCUCGAACGAGCCAACAGUUACGCAACUCGACGAUAUUGCAUCGCAUGCAUGCCGCUGGAAAAUGCAAUUGGAAGCCAAAAUAGAUGCAAAUAUGGAAACUGUUUGCAUCAACCAAACUUUUUACCUUUCGUACGUGGCUACGUGGUGUCCUGUGUGUGACAAACGAGUAAGCAACAAAGGAAAAGAUACGAACGGUCUUCUUGCACAUAUUCGUAAAUUUCAUCCAAAACGUUCUAACCAAUAUUUGUUUCAGAAAGAAGAGGGGCCAAAAAUAACGACCAAAAAAACAGCGUCAAAAAUUACAGAACUGCAGUCGUUCGGUAACACAGACAGCAAUUCUAAGAAAAGCGAAACAAAAAAAGUUUAUGCCACUCGUGUGGACACAUGGAAAUCCCAUAAUGAAAAAAAAAUUUGUCCUCGAUGUCAUAAAGAAGCAAUACCGACUCUUCAUACUCGAGGAGACAAGUUGACGACUUCUCAUAUUGGUGCUUUGUGUCUUUUAGGAUGUUGGCCGCUUUGUUUUGUACCAUUGAUAAUGAAACGUGCGAAGAAAGUUCGUAUGUUCUGCCCUCUGUGUGGAUAUAUGUACGGCAAUUUUCAAUAUAAAAACACCGGAUUAGCACCAUGCAAAACAGAUUCCGAGGAAUCGCAGACCCGACUUUCAUCUCCACCGAGAAGCUUUCGUUUAUGUGCAGAAAAAGAAGAACAAAAAAAUUGA